Hippocampus zosterae (dwarf seahorse) is the source of this 6695-nucleotide messenger RNA. RefSeq names its product LIM domain 7a (gene lmo7a). Lineage: Eukaryota; Metazoa; Chordata; Actinopteri; Syngnathiformes; Syngnathidae. Gene Ontology annotation, biological process: regulation of cell adhesion; regulation of signaling. Gene Ontology annotation, molecular function: protein binding. The transcript has 33 exons. The record is from RefSeq and is a predicted model, not a curated record. Bases 214 to 6093 code for a protein of 1959 amino acids.
CCACCUUGCGCACGCAGUACAAUAGAAUGCGUGUAACUGUUUCGUUGUGUUUUGUUCACAGCGGGAUUAGGAAAUAUCACCUGGUUGGUCCACUCGGCGAGUUUCGAUCGUCGAUGAGAAGAGAAGGGAGUUCAGCAUAAUAAUGUCCACGUCUGCGGACGUUUAAGCGCGGGGUCAGUUCAUAGAAAAAAACAAACAGAACGUUUUGGUGUGAUGGAGUGGCGAGAACAGUCCACGGUGAGCUGCCAGGACGCGUACGUGGAGGCUGAGAGGUGGAUCGAAGCAGUCACCAAGAAAACAUUUAAGGGCAAAGACUUCCGAUCGGCUCUGGAGAAUGGCGUUUUGCUGUGCGAUCUGAUCAACAAGAUCAAGCCUGGCAUCAUCAAGAGAGUCAACAGGCUGCCAACACCAAUAGCUGGUCUGGACAACAUUAACGUCUUCCUCAAGGCCUGCCUCAACAUCGGACUCAAGGAGGCGCAGCUCUUUCACCCCGGAGACCUCCAGGACUUGUCAUCAAGAGUCACAGUCAAGGACGAAGAGACCGACCGGAGACUCAAAAAUGUGCUGAUCACACUUUACUGGCUUGGUAGAAAAGCUCAGGGUGAGCGUUCGUAUGAUGGACCUUACCUGAAUUUCAAGGCGUUUGAGGGAUUACUUGGCACAGCACUUCACAAGGCUCUACAAGAAUUGUCUGGUCAGAAAGGCAACUGCAUCCAAGACAGUGAUUUGGGAGAUAACUGGUAUUCAGAACGAGAGGAGCGUCACCAGUUAAGAGGAGGAGGUUGGCACAGAAGAGAGGAUUCGUUGGACAGCUUGGACUCUCUGGGCUCCCAGACGCUGAGCCUCUCAUCGGACGCCACACUGAAAGGCAGCAGCGAGGGUUGUUGCAGCGACGCCGAGGCCGACGCAGCUUUCAAGAUGUCCAACAACAAGGAGUCUCUUUCUUACCGCCGCUCCGUCACCCUCACACCGAAGGUCACCACACAGUUCAACCAAUUCCUGCCCACGAAAGACAAGGCCACAGGAUAUGUUCCCGCUCCUCUGAGGAAGAAACGGACCGAACGCAAUGACGACAAUCGACGCAGUUGGGCCAAUCCUGUUUACAUGGACGAAGAUGACUUACCAAUCACCAGUGACACCACCCUGCCCCCUGGCAAAAGUUCCACAUCCCCCAGUGCUCACCCACAGUCUGCCAUUGAUUACGAAAGUGGCAGCGACUCUGACUCAGACCGUCCGGACCCCGAUGUCAUUAUGGAUGAUCUGGCCAGCCGACGCUUCCACAGCCCCCCACCGGCGCCCCCUGCCAACUUUUCCAUACCCAUCAGCCUGUCAGCUUUGGGUAUGGCACCCGCGGGGCAAUGGCCGAGGGUGACUGUGAGCCCCAGUGUUGCUCGCAGCAGCGAUGGUGGGGAACAAAGGGCCGAGCGCCGACCCCCGGUGUCCACUGAGAGCAUUUUCAGUGAUCCGUAUGCCAACUCGGAGGAUGAAGACGAUGAGGUGGGCUACGCAGACCCUGUUCAAGAUGACCUCUACGCCCGCAAGGUGGGAGCCAGAAACUUGGUGGCAGGCGAUGCCUCCUACCACAAGUUCUUGCCCAAGUUGUGGACACCCGAGGAGGACGUUCAUAUCCAGAAGAUCAAGCUGGGCUCUCAGAGCAGACCGUGGUACAGGAAGAUGCAAGGGUUCAGCCAUGAGAAGUCGGGCUCCUCGUCGGACGAUUCCGAACCUGACGUUGCUCCUGCACUUUCCUCGGGCCCCUCCUCCUCUCACCCCUCCACGACUCAAAGCGCCCUCAUUGGGGGGAAAAGUCCUCCUAUGCACACUCACAGCUCCUCACACCGACCCAAGACCACCCUAUUAGAGACCCCGCCUCUGAGGUUCACCCCAGUAGACCCCACCUCCGGUCCCAGACUGGUCAAAUGUCAGCAGUGGCCCCUGUUAGGGCGCCAAGACCCCCGGGAGCCUCCAGAUCCUAUCGAUUAUGAGAGCAUCAUCCCCGAUUUGGAGAACGAUGACAUGUUCGCGAGGCGGACCCUCACCUUCCAGGCCAACAGCGAGCUUGCCACAGUGAAGACCCCCCUCUCAGCAAAGCGAUGCCUUUGGACAUCGAAGGAACAGAUCAAUAUCGUGACACAGCUUCAUAAGGAGGAGAAGGAGGAGGAGGAAUUUCCCGACAUCGAGCAGGACGACGUCGUCCAACGUAGGGAGAAAAUCGAACAACAACAGCGCCCCCUGUCAGGUGCCCCUGACAACUUCUCCCCAAUGGCCAUUACUGAGCCAUGGGACCUCCCUCCUGAACUCAAGACCAGGCUCUUGUGCCCGCCCUCCCCUCUCACCCAGGAGUCAUCAUCAAACAAAUCCAAUCACGUCCUAAAAGAGCCAUGUCCCGAAAUGGACGAUAUGCUGGUCCGAAAGCUGGCUGCACAGCAUAACCAAGUGUCAGCCAAUCAGGCGACUCCCUCUGUGCCAACUUCCUGCAGUGAAGGGGACCUGCAGAGGUGGCAGGCCAUCAGGGAAGCUAGUCAGCGGAGAUACAAGAAGAAGCUCAUGGUGGAGAUACUAGCCAAGAAAAUAUAUAAAGAAGUGAGCAAAUCAACAAAUGACGUCAAUGAAGAACCUGUGUUGGUCAGACGGCAGUCUCAGUAUGAAGCUCUCGAGAAAUACCGCGAGCAGGUCAAGCAGAGCGAUGAUAGGUGGCAGGAUGACCUAAGCAAAUGGAAAAACCGGCGUAAGAGUGUCAACUCUGACAUUGUUAAAAAGAAAGAAGAGAGGGAGAUGGUGGAACAGAUCACAUCCGGCGGCAGCACCAGAAGGCCCAAGACCUACAAAGAGAUGCAAGAUGAGAGGCAGAACAGGCGAACCAGCAGCAUCGGCAGCCGCAUGGGGUCGCUCAGUUUUGACAAUGACAACGAUGUAUUUGAGAACCCGAAACCCCGUCCUCGAGAGAGCAUAAGUAGGAGCUACACUGUGGAUACUUUGUAUCACUCAUCUGGCUCAUACGAGUCUGCUCGGAAAGAGGACAAGCCCCCAGAGGUCCCGCUCAGGUCCACGAAGCAGGGGUCUGAUGCCAUAGAUGCUCCUGGCGUGACCACCACUCGCGGUUCCUUUCACAGACUCAAACCUUCCGAAGCCACGCCCUCCCAAAGGAGUUCAGUCUUUGAAAGCACGACCAAAACAGAGGAGAUCUCACGACCUCCGAAAGCCUCACAAAAGGUGCCUGAGCCAAAGAGCCCAGUCAAGGUGCAGCCCCCUUCUUCUGCUGCCAUCUACAAACCAUCGCUGCAAAGCAAGACAGAAGCCAAUGCUGCAACGGUUUCUCGGAUAUCCGCCUCUCUGCCUAGAAGCUACCAGAGAUCGGAUAGUGCGCGACUGUCAUCAGUCAUCACGCCGAGACCUUUCGGGACCCAGCUAUCCCGUGUAGGCUCACUUAACCGGACCGUCACAUCAGACGAGUCCAACAGUCGCAUCAAUGGCAACGCUGCUAUUUCCAAAAACUCGUCGGUGCCGAGCCGCUAUCACCAGUUCAUGACCGCCGAAGAUGAGGCCGAGUCGCAGUCGAGCCCCGUCCAAAGCAGCGAGGAUGACGAUGACACGCCAGAGGAGACCAUGGUGAAGAGUGUCACCUCCACGUCAAGCGUCUCAUCCCGCACAAUUGAGAUCAAAAGAGAAGUUUUAGCUACCGAACCCAGCAAGGAAAGUACGUGCGAGAUGCGGGUCAGCCUCAACCAGAAGCCCAACAGCAGUCGUGACUUUGGCUUUGAUGUGGCAUGGGACUCUAGCGGGGCUCACGUCAAGGCCAUCCAACCAGGCAGCCCAGCUGAAAUGUUCCAGUUGCAGGCUGGGGACGAGGUGCUGACAGUAAAUGGCCAACGGGUGGCGGACAUGAGCUACCUGGAUUGGAAGGCCAGCAUGGACCGGGCUCUGCAGGAGGGCAGUUUGGUGAUGGACAUAAGGCGUUAUGGCAAGAGCAACUGGGACAGAGAUCCAUCUUCCCCGCUAUUCAAAGGCCAUAAGACCAUCAAUCUGACCACUAGGGAUCAUCCCAUACUUGUAGGUUUCGCCGAUGCCGGUGGUGCCAUGUUAGAUUUCACUUCGCUCACUGACACAUCUGCCAAGGCCACCAGCCACUCACUCGUGGAUGUGGCUUCCAAUGGCAUCGCUGGUGGUUACCCCAAAGUGUCCAUGAUGACUCAAGAAUCAGAGCCCAUUUCUAUGAUAAACUUAAAACGGAGAUCAGAGUUUUUUGAAAAAGGAGCAGUCGACUCUGCCAUGCCAGAUAUACCCGUUCCUCCAAUCACUGCGUCUUCGACUCGUUGGUCUUGGGAUCCAGAAGAGGAGCGCAGGAGACAGGAGAAGUGGCAGAAGGAGCAGGAGCGCCAACUACAGGAGAAAUAUAAGCGUGACCAGGAGAAAUUGCAGGAGGAAUGGACAAAGGCCCAGCAGGAGAUCUCCAGCAGUUUCCCACAAUCCGAGCCUGUGGGCUCAACCCUCGCCUACCGGGAGCUGCAGCAGGAGCGAGAGAGGCUGGAGCUAGAGAGGAAGAGGAGGGGAGAGGAGGAGGAGCAGGAGCGCAUGAAGCUGGAGAUGGAGAGGAAGCUGAGAGAGGAGGAGUUUGAGCGCCAAAGGCAGGAGAUGAGGAGGCGGGAGGAAGAACUCGAACAAGAGAGACAGGAAAUAGAUAGGAAGAGGAGGGAGCAGGAGCAAGAGCUGGAGCGCCAAAGACAGGAGAUGAGGAGGAGGGAGGAGGAGCUGGAACGCCUGAAGCUGGAGGAGGAGAGGAGGAAGAAGGAAGCGGAGGAGGAGCGCCAAAGGCAGGCGGAAGAGGAGAGGAGGAGGAUCAGGGAGAAGGAGGAAGAGGAGGAGAGGAGGAAGAGGGAAGAGGAGGAGGAGCGCCAAAGGCAGGCGGAAGAGGAGAGGAGGAGGAUCAGGGAGAAGGAGGAAGAGGAGGAGAGGAGGAAGAGGGAAGAGGAGGAGGAGCGCCAAAGGCAGGCGGAAGAGGAGAGGAGAAUGAUCAGGGAGAAGGAGGAAGAGGAGGAGAGGAGGAAGAGGGAAGAGGAGGAACUUCUGUGGCAGAGGAGGAGGGAGGCAGAGAAGGAGGAGCUGAGGAGGAGGCUGGCGGCUACGGACGAGCAGCAGUGGCAAGGGAGACGCCACACCUUCGAGGAGCAACGGGCUAAAUCGCUUGACAAUGAAGAAAGACUUCCGAGUAGCGGUGUGUUUGUGUAUCGGUCCAGUGUGGCCCUCAGGUUGCUGGAGGAGCAGGCCAAGAGCACACGCGACAAAAUGGCACACGGUCAAAGGGCCGUAAGCGAACUGGAAAAGCAGAGGAGGAAUCUCCUUAAUGCCAAGAGAUACAGGGAGCCUGAGAGAGUGAUGGGCGGUGAUGCGGUCGACGCAAAGUUCGCACAGCCGCCAUCGCAGGCGGAGCUCCAACGCCAGCAGCUGCUGAACGACAUGAGGAAGAAAACGAACUUGCUGACGGACAGCAGCUGGAUCCGCCAACGAUCCGCCACCACCCCUGGCCACGAGGACCUGCCAUCAACACGCAGGGGCGGCUCUCUUGACCACCUGGAUAAACCCCUCAACUCCUGGCGUUCGUCGUGGGCCCCCAGGAGCGAGUCUUAUAUUCCAAACUACUCCAGGCCUCACUCUGCCAUCUACGGCAGCGCUCCCGUUUUCGGCGGCGGGCCGCCGGGGGCUGGGUCCGGUGCGAGCUCCCUACCCCCCUCCUUCCGGGGCCCGGCGGCGGGAGCGACCUCUUGGUCUCGACAAUCGGCGUCCCCUCUGCCAUCUUCUGUGUCUCCCACCACCUCUUCAGAACCUGGUCCUGACACAGGUGGUCAGCGGCAGCGCAGCAGGUCAGUGAGCGGUAAGAAAGUGUGCACCUUGUGUGACACGGCGCUGGGAAAAGGAGCAGCCAUGAUCAUCGAGUCCCUUGGGCUCUGUUAUCAUUUGAAUUGUUUUAAGUGCAUCGACUGCAAGUCGGUCCUCGGGGGAUCGGAAGCCGGGGCGGAAGUCCGAAUCCGAAACAAACAGCUCUACUGUAACACCUGCUACAUGCGAUUCAAAACUGGCCAGCCCACGCCAAUGUGACUUGUGGGUCCUACAGAAGAUCGACAACGAGACCACGGUUAACAACAACCCGUGAUGCCCCCGCCUCACCUGGCGCCAAAUGGCCAACUUCUACAUCUUCAUUCUUGAGAUUUUAAUCAUUUGUGCUGUUUUUUUUUCUUUUUAAGUGGGUAAGACCGGUGUGUGUUUUAUGUGCAAGAUGUGAAAUUUUACAGCUGUACAAAGGGUUCGUCUUCUGCAUACAUUUGGUUACUGCGGGGAUGGGAAAAACCAAAGCCUGUGGGUUCAUAUGCAGCCACGGUGAACGUUAAUUCUCUCAUUAUAAAUAUCGUAUUUUUUCAUAAAUGCAACUGCAUUUGGCACUUGGAGAAAAAAAUGCUCCUCAAUCUUACUACACAUCUUACAUUUAAUUAUUAUUUUUAUGAAAACUAGUGGUGUUCAGUUUUCAUCCGCCUACUUAUGUGCCUUUUUUUGCCACAGGGAAAAGUCAUUAGGAUGACUAUUAUCGUUAUCUAGACUGUAUUUAAUAAGACGGAAUAUUACACGGGUUGUGAAGAAUAUACAGUAUAUGUGAUGAUGGCACAGAAAUUUGUAAAUAAAGACUUCAACGCUGAUCUUGGAAA